This is a messenger RNA of Symbiodinium necroappetens, 930 nucleotides long. The record is from the annotation of a GenBank genome assembly. Lineage: Eukaryota; Dinophyceae; Suessiales; Symbiodiniaceae.
AUGAAUGCAUUACGUUCGAUCGUGUAUGAAAGCGGCGGGUUCAGGUCGCAGAACAUAAAGGCCAUCCCCCUGACCACGGAGGUGUUGGUGAAGUACCUACUGAACCUGGCCGAUCGUGGUUGCGGGCCCACAGUGAUCCCCUCCGUUCGGGGGGCUGUGAAGUGGAUCUGCAAGAGGAUCGGGAUGCAGGGGCCGGAUCUUCUCGACGCUCGUAUUAUGGCCCUACAGAAGAGGGUGUACGGCGAUCGUGGAAAGGAGACGCGCGAGGCGGUCCCGAUCCCUUUGGCACUGGUGGCGGCGCUCGAGCGAUUCGUGUGCGCAAGGUUCCGAUCGAGCCAGUUCGUGAUGGCUUUCUUCGCAUGGUGGAUCUUGAUCAUGAUCUACUCGUCGCUGCGCUUCGACGAUGCUAUGCACGUCGUUCCUGAGGCGCUCGCCAUGAGGGACGAGGCGCUCUAUGGGGUGGUGUGGCAGACGAAGGUCGAGCGACAGAAGAAAGGGACCCACUUCGCGGUAGCCAAGGUCUCGGCCUCGGGCGAAGAGUGGAUGGAAGAUGGAUGGAGCGCGGCCUCGUUCGAGAUGGACGAUCGGGACUACUUCAUGAAGGAGCUCGAGUAUGUGCUCACGACGGCGGCUUCGGAUGGUUUGAAGAGAGGGCAUAUCUCCCCGCCGGAUCUCAAGCAGUUCUUGCAGCUCAUACAGGAGAUCACCUGGCACUCGUGCCGUGUGACGCUGCUCGCGGCUGCGGUCCAGGCCCAGGAGCCGGACAAGGAGAUCGGGCUCCAGGCUAACUGGAACGACCCCAGCCAGUUGGUCCUGAAGUACGCUCGGAGCCGCAAGGAGAUCUCGAUCGAGAUGGUCAAGACGCUCACGAAGCGGAUCUCGUCGGACUGGAAGUCUCCGCCCGAGUUCGGGGCCGAGGACUCCAAUCUG